Messenger RNA from Nymphalis io (European peacock), 1392 nucleotides. RefSeq names its product sodium channel protein Nach. Gene Ontology annotation, biological process: sodium ion transmembrane transport. The transcript is spliced from 8 exons. The coding region runs from base 1 to 1392 and encodes 463 amino acids. Gene Ontology annotation, cellular component: membrane. The record is from RefSeq and is a predicted model, not a curated record. Lineage: Eukaryota; Metazoa; Arthropoda; Insecta; Lepidoptera; Nymphalidae. Gene Ontology annotation, molecular function: ligand-gated sodium channel activity.
AUGGCUUACGGGCCGUCUACCGACGUAAAAAUCGCUGUUUCGAUCUUGACCCUCACACUUAACACAAGAAUAUUUUGGUUAAUAUUCGUUAUUCUCUCCUGGUAUGGUUCGUCGCUUUUAAUUGCGGCUCAGUAUGAUGCCUUUCGUAAUAAUCCAAUAUCUUUCGUCGUGGAGACAACAUACAAAGAUUGGAAUACACAGUUCCCAUCGAUUGCUGUAUGUGAAACCGAAAAUUCAGGGCGCAUAGAAAAUGUCUCUGACAGCUUAUGGGGUUCAGAUCAUGAUUUCGAACUGGAAGAAGUUUUAAUGGAAAUUGCAUAUUUUAAAGGUAUAACAUAUUACGUGUCUAAAUCAUGCGGAAAUGACAAUCCUUAUCCAGAAUGUUUUACAUCGAAACUAAACUAUUUUGCAAAUUUGGUGCGGUCUUCAUGCAAAAGUAUGGUGUCAAAUUGUUCAUGGAAUGGGAAGCCUUUUGACUGUUGCACUUACUUUAGACCUUUGGAAACAGAGCUAGGCAUAUGCUACGUUAUAAAUAGUAUUCAAGGAAGAGGUAAUCAUUUGCCUAAACUGGAAAUGAUUAGCAACAGAACAACAGGACCUGGAAUGAUUAAGUUUGACGUGAGCUUACCGGUAAAGGUGUUUGUGUUGAACGAAGAAGAAGUACCAACGUUGACAUCUCAUGAAUCUGAUGUCAUAUCCGUUAGUUUAGAGUUAAAUUACAGACGUCAAAUAACAUUAAGAAAUAUUGAAAACGAUGUUGAUGCUAGGGUGAUUGUGCCCGAGAAAAGGAAAUGCAGAUAUACGGACGAAAACAUUCUUCAUGUAUAUCCUUAUUACUCAUACACAGCGUGCACAGUACAGUGUCGAAAGGUUGCCCAAUUAAACCUUUGCAAUUGCACAAAUUUCUUCAUGCCUAAUACGAAAGAGUCAGAUAAAUGUAACAAAAGUGGAAUUAUAUGUCUCCAUGACAAUCUACAAUUGCUAUCUGUUCUAAAAGCGCGUUGGUCACCGCGGCCAGGAUUACAUUGUGAUUGUUUGCCAUCUUGUACUGAAGCUGAAAUAUCUAUAGUUAAGGAUUUUAAAAUACCGAACAAUCGAAGUGUUUCUACUAUCCAGAUAGAGCUUUCGACGUUACCAAGCGAGAGAUACAGACGAAAUGUUGUUCGAGGUGUGCUGGAUUUGGUCGUGUCAACAGGAGGAACUGGCGGAUUAUUUCUCGGCGCAAGCCUAUUGAGUUUCGUAGAGUUGUUAUAUAUUCUGCUUUUAAGACCAUUCUGCGAUAUGUACACUCAGCGAAACGAUGAUCGAUGGCAUAGAAAGUAUGGGAACCGACGUAUUGAAGACAACCAAUUUAAACGAAAGAAUAUUAAAGUUGCAUUUAAUAACCAGUAG